UUCUCUGGCGCAAAGCGCAGCGAGCGGUUGAAUUUCAGCUUGUGCUUUGAGUCUUGUGGCCAUGUGACGGCUUAAUUAAACAAUUUAAAUAGAAUUUUUAUAUCAUACGGGGUAUUACAAAAGCCACAACAUGGGCAAUGUGCAGCCACGUCCAUUUGAGACUCGGAAUGUGGCAAGCCGGCGCAGUAGCAUCCUUUGGAACUUUCGGUACUCGAAUGCAGCACGCCGGCGAGAGGAUCUCGCAGUGAUUGUCCACAACUCCAGGAUGAGCAUAGUCGAGUGGUUGGAUCUCUUGGAGCUGCAGCAGUACGAAGGUAACUUGCAGGCCUACAGCACUGUGGAAGAUGUCGUGGACAUCACGGAUAAGGAGCUGAAACGCUGCGGCAUUCGCAGUGCCCAUCGCCAGAUGAUGAUCAACAGUCUGUUGGGUGUGCGGGCCAAACGACGGCAAUCCAUGAACUUGGAGGCAAACAGUGCGCCUCGCCCAGUGCUGCGCCGUAAGAAUUCCUGUCCAUUGGUUUAUCUGGAGGAGAGUUCCAUCGAUAUCUCAGGAAGUGGCGAUAGCGGACGGGGCUUGAUUAUCACCAAAAGUGGCAAGGUUCUCAAUCAACUCACUUUUGAUGACACAAAUACUAUCUACGAGGAACUGAGACCGCGCUCCAAGUGCAACAGUCCGCAUUGGUCCGCCGCCAACAUUGACAGCGAGAUGGAGCACAAUAGUGGCAGCAAUGCCUCCACACCGAUUGCCGUCAACUCGCCGAACCCCAAUGAGCAACAGGAGGCCAUAGCCCUGAAGAAGGCCCUCGAGUGGGAGCUGAGCUUGGAUGCCAGGGAACUGCGAUCCCAUGCGUGGUACCACGGUCCGCUACCCCGACAAAGGGCCGAGGAGAUUGUCCAACGCGAGGGCGACUUUCUGGUUAGGGACUGUGCCUCUCAGCCGGAUAACUAUGUCCUCAGUUGUCGCAGCAAACUGGCAGUGCUACACUUUGUGCUCAAUAAGUUGGUCCUUCAACCAGAGACCGUGUACGAGCGUGUUCAGUAUCAAUUUGAGGAGGAUGCCUUUGACACGGUACCCGAUCUAAUCACCUUCUAUGUGGGCUCUGGCAAACCUAUCUCCGCCGCCUCAGGAGCUCUCAUUCAGUAUCCUUGCAACAGGAGGUAUCCACUCUCCUUCUAUGGCCACAAGAUUGUGGGUAAUCAACUGCACAGCCAAAUGCUAGCCGGUCUACGGGGAUUGAGUCCUCUGAACUCCCCAAUGGGCAGCAAUGGAACAGGACUGGGAAAUGGUGGUUCUGCAGUCUUUCGCUUUGAUCCCCAGCAACAGCAGCAGCACCAGCAGCAGUCAGUGCCACAGCAACAGCAGCAGCAGCAGUCGGUACCACAGCAACAACAACAGCAAACAGUGUCGUCUCCGGGUAGUCCACACUGCUCGCCACCACGAGCACGACGCGAAGUUCCUCCGCCACCGCGGCUGCCCUGCAAGAAGCAGCAGCGCUCCCAGAGCCUGACUCCCGCACAGGCCAUGGUCGUGAGCAACAUCAACAAGCUGCAGGAGCAGCACCAGCAACAGCUCCAGCUCCAGGAGGCUGCCAAUGGCAACAGCAAUGGAAAUGGAAAUGCAAAUGGAAAUGGCAAUGGGAUGGCCCGAUUCCAGACUAUAGCCAGAUGCAAUCCCACCAGCGAUCUGCAGCAGCAUUUGGAGAACAAAUUUACCACCCACUCGCUGCCAAGGCCGAGUACUUCAGCAGCCCAGGCACUGCGUCAGCAGGCAGCGGCUAGGAUGUCGAGUUUGGCCAGAAACUGCAGCCUGGACACACCGUCGGAUUCCAGUCGGCCACCCAGUCCGCCGCCCAAGCCGCGCAAGGAACCCAUGGCCGCAGUGUUAGCAUACCAGGCAAGUGGCUCCGAUUCGGGCAAUGGAUCGGGCGACUCUGCUCUGGGGGAUGGCAGCGAGGUGAGCAUACAGCGUGGAGUGAUCAUCAAGAAUCCAAGAUUCAUGAGCAACUCCGUGUCCAAUGGAACGCUGAAGAGCUUCACCGAAUUCGAUGCUAUGGCGGCAGAGGAGAAUCUCUUCACAUUGGCCAUUGAGGAGGUGCGAGUGGGAAGCAAAUUUGACUUUGAGAACUUCAGUACGCUGCUGCUGCCGUCAGUCGAGAACAAACCGCUGGAUGGGGAUGCCCUGAACACCUUCAAGAUGAUGCUCUUGGAAACGGGUCCCAAGCUGCUGGCGGAGCACAUAACCCGCAUUGAUAUCGGUCUGUUUCUGGAGGAACCCGACGAUGAGGUGGAUUACUUUUUGAGCUGUUCGGGACUGGAGCUGCUGACACUGCCGCAUGGCAAGCUCUUCAGGGAGGAUAUCAUUGAGCGGACGCAGUGCAUCAAGUUGAUGGUGGCCGUGACCAUUCUCACCUGCCAGACAGAUCUGGAUCGGGCACAGCUGCUCAGCAAGUGGAUACAGAUUGCAGUGGAGACGAAGACGGCAUUGGGGAACCUAUUUGGAUUCUGUGCCAUUAUGUUGGGACUAAGCAUGCCACAGAUCCAAAAACUCGAUCAGGCCUGGCACAUUCUACGGCAAAAAUACACGGACAGCGCCUUUACCUUUGAGGCCAAGCUGCGCCCCACUUUGAGCAGCAUGAACGAGGCCUCCAAUCCGCAGGCCCCAAACACCACAGUUCCCCAUGUCCUGCUCUAUGCUCUGCUCAUCGAUCGUCCGGUUAUGGACAUCAUCAACCAUUCGAAUAUGGACGAUCGUCCGGCUCUAUAUCACACCUGCAUUGCUCCCUGGGAAUCGAAGGCGGAUGACUUUGGCAUGUCCAUCAAUUUCCAACAUUUGGAUGCCUCGCGUGGCUUCCUCAAGAGCCUGGAUCUGUACCGGAAGAAUGCCAAAAUGAUGCUCGAAGAUGCCAGCACUAGGCUGGAUGAGCUCUUAUCGGAUGCUUUUCGAACUGAAUUCCAUGUGAAAUUCCUUUGGGGAAGUUGUGGGGCCACGGCCAAGCCCGAGGAUCGUCAUGGAAAGCUGGAAAAGGUGCUAACACUAAUGGCCGACAAGUUCUGCAUGAUGGCCGAGAAGUAAAAUAAAAUUAAACAACGCAACGAUAUGAUAUGGACUCUAGUUUCUAGUUGAUAAUACAAUUACUUACUAUAAUCAAAAGAUCGUCAUCCCAUACUUCCAGCUCUACAGCUCUUUAUCAUACAAUACACCUAUCUAUCGAUCAAUCAAUCAAUCUACUAUCUAUCUAUCUCCAAUUGUCUCCAGACCCUCCGCAAAUUUGAAUUUCGUGCUGUCUCUACCUCAGCCCUGGGUAUAUCUGUAUUUAUAAUUUUAGCAGAAACACACAGAAGCACUUUAUGUUACAGUUCAAAUAUUUAUUAAUCCUUAGUUAAGCCAAAAAACUCUAGAUAUACGACGACGGGAAGAGAGGUUGGAAUCAAAAUAGAAACCUACUAUAUACGAUAUUUAUUAGCAACUCUCUCCAAGAGGGCAAAAAUCUUCUACUCUGAACACACUACCAAAGUCUAGUACUUACUUUAUAUUCCACUAAAUAACUUAAUAAACUAUAAAGCGGACAAUAUACAUUAAUCAAAGCCAUCAUGUAUACACUCUCACACACACAUAACAACGGUAUAUACAUAUGUAGGCAUAUACCCCCCCACUAAGAAUGCAUAACUUUUGCAAGUUUUGAUAAGUGAUAGUGCAGGAAAUAUAAUGGAAAUACAGAAAAAUAUUAUAAAA
This is a messenger RNA of Drosophila pseudoobscura, 3733 nucleotides long. RefSeq names its product breast cancer anti-estrogen resistance protein 3 homolog. Lineage: Eukaryota; Metazoa; Arthropoda; Insecta; Diptera; Drosophilidae. Gene Ontology annotation, molecular function: guanyl-nucleotide exchange factor activity; phosphotyrosine residue binding. The record is from RefSeq and is a predicted model, not a curated record. The coding region runs from base 131 to 3073 and encodes 980 amino acids. Gene Ontology annotation, biological process: small GTPase-mediated signal transduction; positive regulation of peptidyl-serine phosphorylation. The transcript is spliced from 9 exons.